CGCAUAUCCACCACCCCCACACACACUGCGCCAUGGACGCCGAACACGAAGUCGACCAACUCGCCGCCGAAGCUGAGGCAAUCGAGAGCAAUGAAGGCCAAGAAGUGGACCAAGAAAUCGAAGACAUGAAGCGACGUGUGCUGGAAAUGGAAGAGGAGGCACAGAAACUCAACCAAAUGCACAGCCACGUCCAGUCGCAAAUUCCAAAGGAACACCAACCCCCUGCAGCGCCGACCGCGGCGCAGCAAGCGGUGAUUGACGAGAACUCCAUCUACAUUGGACAAGUCGACUACGAAUCUACACCGGAAGAACUGCAAGCACUAUUCCAAAGCUGCGGGACAAUCAACCGCGUGACUAUCCUGUGCGACAAAUUCACGGGGAUGCCCAAGGGAUAUGCGUACAUUGAGUUUGCAAACCACGAUGCCGUCGAAAGCGCUUUGCUUCUCAAUGAUACGACGUUCCGCGGGCGACAGCUCAAAGUGACUCCCAAACGUGUCAACGAACGUGGCUACAACUACGGAGGACGUGGCGGCCGCGGUGGUCGCGGCGGUUUCCGCGGUGGACGAGGUGGCGGACGAGGAGGGUACGCUCCUCGGGGUCGAGGCGGUCGUGGUCGCGGGGGCCGCGGGGGUCGCGGCAUGGGUGGAUCUGGUUACCACCCUUACGGCUAUUAAGCCGGAAUGUGCAUUCGCACGGCCCAUCACUCCAUGCGGGACACCUUCCUCGCUGCAUCCAGCGGCGUUGACAUGCGCGCAAAAAAGAAAAAGAAUGUAAAAGAAAAGAAAAAAGAAACUACGACGUGCGAGGGUGUCGUCCUGUCAACGCCAAAAAAGAGAGCAAAAAAAAGAUCGUAGGAUUCGAACUACUUCUUGGGGCGUUUGCCCGAUGCCGCGCCGCCGCUGCCUGGGGCCGCCGCCGACACCAAGACCUUGCGUUUGAGUGCCGACCCGCCCUUUUGCUACACAAUGUAUCAGCGAAUUCAAUCUCUCUCCACCCAACGUUGUCAUCUGCCUCGUAACGUACCGAAAUUUUGGACGAGUGGCCGGGAGCAGCCGACAAUGGCGUUGCGAGUGUACUUGCGGCAGAGGAGGGAGCACCUGCAGUUCCUGCGGCGGCAUCUGCCGCGACAAACGUGUCCGGAAUGUGGACGGUGGCGCGCGGAACAUGCGGAACUCCUGUCCGGCCAUUGAACGAUAAGAAAUGGUUGAGCUGUGUGCAAGGGACUUGCCUGUGAGGGCCGUGAGUUUGUC
Molecule: messenger RNA, 1250 nt
Organism: Aphanomyces invadans
Lineage: Eukaryota; Oomycota; Saprolegniomycetes; Saprolegniales; Verrucalvaceae
Exons: 1
Coding region: 33-674 (213 amino acids)
Molecular function (GO): RNA binding
Source: RefSeq, a predicted model, not a curated record